CGUAGCCGCCGCCGCCGCCGCCGGGCUUUCUCCGACUGCCGCCGACACUGUUGCUGCUUCGCGGACUGGAGGGCCCAGGCAUCUCCGGGCGAGCGGAGGCUGCGGGUGGGAGCCUUCGUGGGCACUGCGGAGCGGGCCGGGGGAGGCCGGGAUGGAGCCCCCCGGAGUUGACUGAAGCGGGUGAGCCGAGUUCCAGAGCCUCCAGGCGGGAUUUCGGGGCCUCCCGGCGGUGCAGCGGAUGGUCUGAGAGCCGCGCAGACAUGGCUCACCUCAGGGGAUUUGCCAACCAGCACUCUCGCGUGGACCCCGAGGAGCUCUUCACCAAGCUUGACCGCAUCGGCAAGGGCUCGUUUGGGGAGGUGUACAAGGGCAUCGACAACCGCACCAAGGAGGUGGUUGCCAUCAAGAUCAUCGACCUGGAGGAGGCUGAGGACGAGAUCGAGGACAUCCAGCAGGAGAUCACGGUGCUCAGCCAGUGCGACAGCCCCUACAUCACGCGCUACUUCGGCUCCUACCUGAAGAGCACGAAGCUGUGGAUCAUCAUGGAGUACCUGGGCGGCGGCUCCGCCUUGGACCUGCUUAAGCCGGGUCCCCUGGAGGAGACCUACAUCGCCACCAUCCUGCGAGAGAUCCUGAAGGGCCUGGAGUACCUGCACUCGGAGCGCAAGAUACACCGAGACAUCAAAGCUGCCAACGUGCUGCUCUCAGAGCAGGGUGACGUGAAGCUGGCAGACUUCGGGGUGGCGGGGCAGCUCACGGACACGCAGAUCAAGAGGAACACGUUUGUGGGCACCCCCUUCUGGAUGGCGCCCGAGGUCAUCAAGCAGUCGGCUUAUGACUUCAAGGCCGACAUCUGGUCGCUGGGGAUCACGGCCAUCGAGCUGGCCAAGGGCGAGCCCCCCAACUCCGACCUCCACCCCAUGCGCGUCUUGUUCCUGAUCCCCAAGAACAGCCCACCCACGCUGGAGGGCCGCCACAGCAAGCCCUUCAGGGAGUUCGUGGAGGCGUGCCUCAACAAGGACCCCCGAUUCCGGCCCGCCGCCAAGGAGCUCCUGAAGCACAAGUUCAUCACGCGCUACACCAAGAAGACCUCCUUCCUCACUGAGCUCAUCGACCGCUACAAGCGCUGGAAGUCAGAGGGCCACGGCGAGGAGUCAAGCUCCGAGGACUCCGACAUCGACGGAGACCCUGAGGACGGAGAGCAGGGCCCUGUCUGGACGUUCCCCCCCACCAUCCGGCCGAGCCCGCACGGCAAGCUGCACAAGGGGACGGCCCUGCAUGGCCCCCAGAAGUCAGCGGAGCCUGUCAAGAGGCAGCCGAGGUCCCAGUGCCUGUCCACGCUGGUCCGACCCGUUUUUGGAGAGCUCAAAGAGAAGCACAAGCAGAGCGGCGGGGGCCUGGGGGCACUGGAGGAGCUGGAGAACGCCUUCAGCCUGGCUGAGGAGUCCUGCCCCGGCAUCUCGGACAAGCUGAUGGCUCAGUUGGUGGAGCGCGUGCAGAGGUUUUCACACAGCAGAAACCACCUGACGUCAGCCCGCUGAAGCCGCUGCGGUUCGCACACAGGGGGGAGAGGGGUCUUCGUCUUGAGCUGCCUUGUCGAGGACCGCGCUGACUGGAAACCCCGUGUGCUGUCGGGGCCGCCGGCCUCCCUGCCGGGCCACGCCCCCAGCCCCGAGCAGAGGGCCGCCCCGUUGCCACGCCCCCCUCGUGGCCAGGCCACGGCCACACUCGGCAGCAGAGCGGUGCCUGGCCGUCCCCUCUGUGGGCUCCCGGGCAGUGCGGCCACCCAGGCUGAGGGGCAGAUAUGCCUCCUCCCCACCCGGCCCGAUGGCCCUCGGAGGUUGUAGAUUUGCCUUGUGGUGUUGGAUCAGGUACCGUGUCUUCUCAUAAGUACUUGUCAGCCAGAAUGUUGUUUUUUAAGAAAAAUCGAACUUCCUUGCUUCCCUAAAUAGCCUGAGGGUAAGGAGUUGGUUUUCAUAGAAUGUUGAGAGGUUCCUGCCACUUUCAAUAAAGAAAGACCUGACUUGGAGACAUGCUGGUGGUGGCCGGGUGGGGUCCACAGCCUGCGCUCCAGGCCUCCGAGCUCGUCACAGCACGCAGGGACCACGUGUGCCCACUGGAAGGAGAGGGGCAGCACGCAGGCAUACAGGAGAUGCCCUUUAUUACGCAGGUUAGCACAGCACACCUCCUGGGGGCUGAUAAAUUACGGGGACUUUGCUUUCCACCCUGCAGAGGUGUGUGGGGUGGGCAGCAGAGUGGUUUCUGCUGGACUUCCAUGCGGCUGUGACCCAGGGGCCCUGUCCCACCCAGCCUGAAGGGCAGGGUCCUGCUCUGGAGGCAGAGAGAGGGCAGGUGGGCACCAGCCUCGGCAGUGCAUGGAGCCGGGCCCAUUUCCACGCACAUGUGUGUUCGUCCCGCUGCCCCACGGGGCCAAGGGGUCUGGAGGGGGGGACACGGGACGCGCAGUCGUGGGCACAUGCUGCUCUGCUUGCUCGGCUCUGUCCUCAGCCGGGCAGGGUGGGCUUCAUGCCUCCUCCUCGGAGGUCCCGGCCCUCCCUGGUGAGGUGCUGGCGCUCUCGAUCACCUCCAUCCACCUGAGAAGAGGUUUCAGGACUGUCAGAACCGGGCCCCCCUCCCCCGCCCCCGGCAGAUUGUUUCGGAAACAGGGGGCGUGCUCUGGCCAUCAGACCAGUGGGUUUGCGCUCAACUGUCUUCCCAAGAGUGACCCCAAAUAAGGAGGACAUGGGACUCAGCAUGGGCCAGUUAAAAGCCUGGAAGCAGUGUUCAGUCCUUCCUUUCCAGGACCCAGGAAACCCGCCUCUGGUGUCCUCAGUGGAAGCGGGAGAGCCGAGGAGAUACGGGGGGCCCUGGCAGCCCCCCGCGAAAUUACCUCCCUAACGUGUAUUUGCUCUCAGCCCGGAAGAAGUAGACGUGGGACUUGAACUGGAGCUUGAAGACGUGCUCCUUGUGGAUGCCGUCGGCCUCCCCGGGGAGGCUCACGCUGUAGCCCAGCAGCGGGAGGCUGGCCAGGGGGCAGUCAUCCUGGAAGGCAGCAGGGCACGCGCUCGCCAGGCGCCCAGCCCCCCGCCUCUCCCCACACGGCAGCAGCGGCGGGGCCAGGCUCGUUCGGAACCGAGGGGGUUCCGUGAGGGCGCAGUGGGCGGGCCUGGCGGUCCUGCAGUGCCAAGGGCAGAGCCCCCCUCGGGCUCGGUGAAGCACCCCUACCUGGUGAGUUUUGUAGAAGAACAAACAGAAAUUGGUGAAGACCACCCACAGCUUCUGCCAGCCACUGCUGUUCUUGAACUUCCUCAGCAGGUAUCCCGAGAGCUGGUUCUGGAAGGAAAAGAAAAGCCUGUGGGCAUGAGUGUCCAAGAACCGCCAGCCCCUAGACAGCCACUCUUGCGGGCUCUGUCCUCCCAGGGGCCUCCUGGGAGCAGGUGUCUCCCCAGGGUCACCCCCCACAGGCUUCGCUGGCUCCGCACUGACACGAACGUAGUGCCCUUCCCCGUGCUCUGACGCUCUGCUCGUCGGCAGCUAACAAAGAAGAGUGGAACGAA
Delphinapterus leucas (beluga whale) is the source of this 3557-nucleotide messenger RNA. RefSeq names its product serine/threonine kinase 25 (gene STK25). Gene Ontology annotation, cellular component: cytoplasm; Golgi apparatus. The record is from RefSeq and is a predicted model, not a curated record. Lineage: Eukaryota; Metazoa; Chordata; Mammalia; Artiodactyla; Monodontidae. Gene Ontology annotation, biological process: protein phosphorylation. Gene Ontology annotation, molecular function: ATP binding; protein serine/threonine kinase activity.